AUUUCUUUUCAUUGAUUUUAUUACAUGUUUGUUCAUUGUGAUUCAUGGCAUUCUUAUUGUACAUUUUGAUGUGGAUAUAAUUCUCGUGACAUGUUUCUCAUGUGUUUUUCAGAAUUCAAGGUGUUGGAUAGAUCUGAUAUGUACCAUCAUAACCACCUAAACCGAGAGAAAAUUGACAAUUACACCAUUUUCUCCUGCCGAAGGUAAUCUUUGUGCAUGGUUCAGCAAGUUGAUCAGAAUGACUCCAGCAGAUGGUUUAGAAGAUUGCGUAGGAAGUUGCUUGGGUAGCAACUUAAGAGAUUGUGCUCGAUAUAUAUUUGUCAUUCAAAAGGAUGACUAACCUGGUGAACAUGAACUUUAAGAGUCUGCUGAACGGCAAUAUGAAGACUCUCCUGAAUGUGAAUCUGAAGACUUUGUUAAAUGGUAGCUAUCCGUCAGCAACCUCGUGAGCUGCCACCCGAGCAACCUGUUCACCUGCAUCCUGAGCAGCUUGCCUAUUUGUCUCUUGAACCAUCUGCCUGAAGGCAUGAUCAAUCUGCUGAACCACAGACAUGCCUUUUAUCUGAUACUUCAUGCGACAACAUGAUCAUCUACAACCUCAUGAGGUUCAGCCCUGCUAUGGCUAUUUGUGUACGGUUAACUCUUCUUGGCGAGAAGAGAAGAACAAAAUGGUUAACUGCGGCUGGAAUCGGAGUAUUAACAGCUAAGAAGUUAUCAAACAUAAAUGAAAAUUUGUUUUUUAAAUUCCCAAAUAUAUGUUGGAAGUUUUUAAAAACUGAGUCAUGCCAUUAUACAAGGGGGCUUCCACCAUGACAAGUUCUAUAACUUGAUUUUAUGAUUACUUUUUGACAAAUAUAUUUUAAUGAUUUUUUAUAAUCUAAAGUGUAUUAGCAAAUUACCUUCACAUAUAACUAAAACACACAUAUAAUUAAAAGCAAACGUAUACAGAACAAAACAUGAAUGUGAACAAAAGUUAUAUGCAAACACAAACGUGGAUAAGAAAAUGGAUUUGGGCGCAAAGGCUAAACGUCAAUUAUAAGAGGGACAUUUGCUAAAACCAACCCAAAUAUUCAAGUCAAAUAUAAAAGUGUACCCCACUUUCAGUCAAAUGCAAAACCAACCUAAAGGGGUAGUGAAAGUACUAUUUAACCCUUAUGACCAAACAAAAAACAUAAAUGUAUUUUACGUUUUUAUCCUUUGGAAGUCUACACGUAAAAAACGAAGUCUACAAAUGUUUAGACUUUCUUAGAAGUCUACCUUAUAGACUUAGUUUGUAGUCUAUACUCUAAUUUGAUCUAAAAUUUUAAUUUUGAAAAUGUAUAAAAAUAAUUAUAGUGAUAUUUUUAACUAAUCAUCAAUAUAAUGGAUAAUAUGAACUAAAUAAAUUAAAAUUUCAUAUAAUUGAACAAUUUUCAAGAAUAUAUACUAAUUUGGUUAUCAUGUGUUGGACAAUGUUUAUAGUUUACAAACAAAAGGUUAUAACAUGUUAUGUCUUUUAGUGGUUGAUUUCAUAGGGUUAGAUUUUAGAUUUUGUUUUUUUUUGUUUUAUUAACUUAAAUCUGCAUAUUAAUGUUUAGUAGUUUAUAUUUUGUAUAAUUGGGACUUUUUGAUUAUCAAGCAAAACAUUUAGGGUUUGAUAUUUGGGGUUUAGGGUUUCGUAGACCUACAGAAAAGUCUAUUUAGCUGGAGACGUCCUUUUCAGUCUAUUUUAUUGGUGUUCACAUAAAAUCUUUUUAUUUUAAAUUAAAUUUCCAUAUUUAUGAAUAAGAAUGUUAAAUCAUAUAUUAAUAAAUAUAAAAAAUAAAUAAAAAAUUUAGUAAGUUAUCUUUUUAAUUUUCGCAAAUAAUAAAGGGAAAGAAAAAAAUCGUUGUAGACUGACAAAGAAGUCCACAUAUCAAAUUUAACCUAACCGGAUUUAACCAAUAUAAUAUUAACCAAAUCGAAUUUAAACCAAACCUCUUUUAACCUAACCAGAAAAGUUACCCAGAAUAUAAAUACGAUUUGUUAAGCUUUUUGGGGUAAAAAAAACCCUAAUCCCCGCCGUUCUCUCUCUCAUGCGAUUUUCGGGGAGAUUUCCGGCGAACUCUAGCCACACCGUUUCCGCCGCUUAAACUAGUCGUUGUCCACUCCGUCGCUCUGGUAAGUUAAAUGUCUUCGGCUUGUCUUCGGCUUCGUCCGCUCCGUUGCUAAAAGUAACCACCUUUACCUUUUUCUUUUUCAGAUCUGAGCCGGCGACUUCCAAAUCUCUGCUUCCUGUCAGUCUCACGGCUACUACUCUAGCGAGCUAACAAACUGUGUUUCAUCUUUUCAGGGAACGAACGGUUUCAAAAUGGAUAAACUUGAUUUCCCACAAAGGCUGUAUAGUGUAGGCCAGGAACCUUUUCCGAAUAAAAGCAUUGCCUACUACAGCAAUGACAGCAAGCUCUUCCCUGCUCUUAAAGAAGCACUCGAGGCAGAUGAAUGGGAGGAGCUCAAGAACUCGAGAGUAGGAGUGUUCUUAAAGUUCCACGAAAUGAAGUUUGGAUGGGCUUCAAGGCUGGUGCACUAUAUACUGUGUUUUCAGCUUGACUGCAAGAAGAAGUUUGAGUUGUGGAGUCUCGUAGGUGCUGAACCAUUGAGGUUUUCUCUUCAUGAAUUUGAAGAGAUAACUGGCCUGAACUGCGAGUAUGUGAAGAAUCUCGAGAAUCCGUUGGUUGAGGUAACGGCUGACAUGAAAGCAUUUUGGGCGCAGAUGGGAGUGAAUUUCGACCGGGGGCCAAGUAUUGAUGAAUUAACUGCAGCGUGUCAGAUGUGCAGAACAUGGUCUCGAGAUGAUCGGCUGCGUUUAGGGUAUCUAGCCAUCUACGCUGGCUUCAUCGAAGCAAGAAGAACCUCGUCACCCACACGGGCUAGCCUGGCUAGGUUAGUGAUGGAUCUAGAUGCUUUUGAAGAUUAUCCGUGGGGAAGAGUAGCCUUUAAAUUCUUGAUGGAGUCGGUGAAGGGUGUAGACUUGACAAAGACGUAUGCUAUUGAAGGCUUUGUUCAGGUUCUUCAAGUCUGGGUCUACUGCUGUCUCCCUGAAUUCGGAGCUGGGUAUGGUCUCCCUAUAGAAGGUUCUCCGACCCCACCUCUACUUGCCUUCUUAGGUGCCAAAGGCCAGAGAAGACUCCAGGAGAAUAUCUUGAAACAGACUAGGACUAAGAACUUUGCUAUGAAGGAUUACUCUGAAAUGUUCCCUCGCUGGGAUGGUGAGCUGGAAGAUGAGAAGGCUGAUAACAUAGUGAAGGCAAUGUUUUCUUCAGGCUGGGCGUGGGAACAAAGUCACUGGCCUCUUGUCGGAACAAAACUGUGGACAAAUGUGAAGGUGGAGAUCCAUCCGAUGAAGACAGAAGCUGGUCAGAUGAUGCGAAGCUUGAAGACAGUGUCCCCUUCUCGCACAGAGUCUGAUGCAGAAUCACGCAAAAAGGCUCGUGAGUCCCCUGGCCUGGAUGUGGAGACCAUGAAAGGAGAAAUAGUUCGUUGGCUAACUGGCCUGACUUCUAAUAUGGUUGAGGGGCUGAGCAGAUGCGAGAACACUCUGAAGACACAAUCCCACAUGAUUGAGGGCCUUACAACUCAAGUGGGAGCUGUUGAGAAGAUGGUGCGUGAAGGUUGGAAAGAAGACCACACCAAAGCUGGUUCAUCUACUGAUGUACCUGAGGCAAACAAAUCUGAUGGAGACAAAGCUAAGAAGGACAGCGCUGAAGGAAGCAAAGGUGAUGAAAGCAAAGGUGAUGAAAGCAAAGGUGAUGAAAGCAAAGGUGAGGAAAGCAGAGCCGAGAAAAGCAAAGCUGCGGAAACAGCUCCCAAAGGAAUGACAACAAGAGCCAAAGCUAGAGACACCCAAGCCACUGUGAGUGAGAGUGAAAAUGAGAAUGGAGGCAUAAGUGUGGUUGUAGUAGAUAAAGAACAAUCACACAUUGAUUAUGGUUCUGUGAAAAAACUGAAACAAGUUGGUAAACUGAGAGCUGCUCGCAUUGUGGCCCGUGCUAAGAGUGAGCGGCAACGUAGGCUUGCUGCAACUCAGCAGUCUCCUUUUGAUGGAAACAGCACGGCAAAGGUUAUUAUACCUAACCAGCCGAAGCAAGGCCAGGGAUAUAACCCAUUUGCUAAUCCUGAUCGCCAAAAGCUCUCUGCUCUUCUUGAUUGGGUGAAACUUGACCCCAAAUGGCGACAGAAGGUCAAAGGUUCAUCAAGUGAUUGGUUCUACAUACUACUAACUCCAACAAAAUGGUUGAUUGACACGCACAUGGAUGCUGGCAUUAAUCUUUUAAGGCUCCGAUACACAAAGCACCCUGAAUGGUUUAGGUCGGACAGAAUUUGCAUGUUGGAUGCUGUAUUUACUCAAAUGUGGACAGCAAAGUACUCAGAGUUUCUGGCCUCUCCUGCCAAUCCUGACGGCUCAGGUAAACUACUCCCUCCUGGCGCCUUAGACUACUACACAGGCGAGGAACCAGCGUAUAGCAGAUCAAAUAAGACAUGGGCACUGGAGAUUGAUGAUAUAUAUGCGCCAUUAUUGGUCAAGAACGAUCAUUGGGUAGCUUGCUGGAUAUCAAUCCCGAGGAGACGCAUAGUCAUUUGGGAUAGUGAUCUUGCUUACGCUACGGAUGCAGAAAUUGCUAAGGCCGUGAAGCCUAUUGCACACAUGCUGCCGUACAUGCUGCGUAUGUUAUCUACCGGUGCGGAGAGGGAGUUGUACACGGUUGAUUUCACACAUGAGCGUGAAUCUGGGGUGCCACAAAACAAACAAAGUGGUGACUGUGGAGUGUAUUGCUUGAAGUAUAUAGAAUGUCAUGCACUUGGCAUGCCAUUCCCACCUCAUGAGCUGUGUGAUAAGAAGAUCAAGACAAUCAGGUCUCAGAUGGCGAGUGAGAUAUUUGAUGAGACCAGGAUAAACGGCACAGAGAAACGUGAUUACAAGCAUCUCGGUGUCUAUGACUAAGGUUAAUCCACUUCUUUGGGUAGAAUUGAGGGAAAGUAUGAAGUUUUUUGGUGACUUUUCUCAUCGGAUAUAUGUAGGUUGAUGUAGUAGUCUUUUGUACCAGACUAUUGUAUUGUGCUGUGAGUAACAUGCUGAUGUAGCACACUUUUGUUUGUAACAAACUUAUGUAAUUUGCUUGCAGCAGACUUAAGUAUUAGUCUUCUUUUACAGAAGACUUUUACAGAAGUCUGCUACUCGACUACUAUCUAGACAUCAUCUUUUUAUCAGUAUAUUAGUCUUUCUUAGCUCAUAUUCGAUCAAAAAUACAAAUUCGAGACAACUCAGAGACUUAGUCUUCUUUUCAAAAAGACUACAAAAGAAGUCUGCGGUAAGUAAAAGAAGACUAUAAAAGAAGUCUGCGUUCUGUAAAAGAAGACUACAAAAGAAGUCUGCGUUCUGUAACAGAAGACUAACACAUUAAGACAUAAGACAUGAGACAACAUCCAAAGCAAUAAGACAACUGAUAAGCUUCACACAUCACAUAAGACAUAAGACAACAUCCAAAGCAAUAAGACAACUGAUAAGUUUCACACAUCACAUAAGACAUAAGACAACAUCCAGCUUCUACUUGGCUCUGGCUUGAUACACAAAGGCGUACAAAGUGUGUCUUGGCCAACUCGAUCAAGUUCCGCACUUGUCUAUCAUUCGUGACAUGCAUAGGAGGAGUAUCCGGAGCCAUUUGCUGUAGAAUGACGUCUGGUAAGGAAUAUGUUAGCUCCACCUUCUCGAUUUUCUUGUCCAUACCAUAAUCUUCUUGUGCCAUUUCAUGAAGUUCACCAUGUGUACAACCAUCUGGCACAAGAAACAUUCUCCCUCCUUUCCGAUUAUUGACCACAAACUCCCACAAAGAGCCUUUCACCACCCAUUCUCCAUAUACAACAGGUAUCUGAGCCAUAUCCUGCAAAAAAAAAUACAGGUUUACAUAAUCAGCAAAGAAAUAUUUCAUGUUUCAUAAAACUAUAAACGAAGACUUACAAAUACGUCUACAAUUAUUAGCUAACAACAUUGUCAAAUCAAAUAAAUUAUACCUUCAUAAUUAUAAAAACAAUUCUUUUCAAAAUCACCCAAACCCAUUAGGAUUAACUAACACACAGUUUCAAACAAAAAAAACUAGAAAAAACUUAAUGAAUAAUACACAAAUUUGCAUUUUUAUAGAUUUUUCUACGUAGACUUAAUAUUCCGUCUCUGACAAUUUAGACGUUCGUUUCAGUUUACAAACGUAGACUGUGAAAUAGGUCUACGAUUUGGGUUGGUUUUUGCAAUUGACCAUUUCACGGGUUGCUUUCUAUAGUUGAAAAAAAGUUGUGAUUUUGUUCAUGUAGACUUUCAUUUCAGUAUACAAUUUAAAAAGGUUAGUUUUUGCAAUUGACCAGAAUUCAUCCAAAAUUUGACUUUCAGAACUAGACUUCAUAUGCAGUCUAUAUGUUUGAAUUUUUUUGAAAGAGGUUAGUUUUGCAAUUGACCAAGUUUGACUUCCAAUCACUAGAUCGAAAUGAAUGUCUACGUUGUGUGUAGACUUUUUUGAAAUCUACUUUCAAAUCUGACGGGUUGGUUUUGCAUUUGACCAAAAUAAAAAGACAGACUUUAUACGCAGUCUACAAUUUUUUUUCUAGGAUAAGAAGACUGCAUAUGAAGUCUACAAUUUAAUAAAUUUUUUACUGCUUUUUAAACUUUUUGGUCAAACACAAAACUAACCUAUUCCACGAAGUCAAAAUUUUGGUCAAAUGCAAAACUGACAUUUUAUAGACUUCGUUGGCAGUCUACACUUUGUAGACUUCCGUUGAAGUCUAUUUUGUAAAGUCAAAAGUUCGGUCAAAU
Messenger RNA from Brassica rapa (field mustard), 6817 nucleotides. RefSeq lists its product as uncharacterized. NCBI's taxonomy places the organism in Eukaryota, Viridiplantae, Streptophyta, Magnoliopsida, Brassicales, Brassicaceae. Gene Ontology annotation, biological process: proteolysis. The record is from RefSeq and is a predicted model, not a curated record. Gene Ontology annotation, molecular function: cysteine-type peptidase activity.